Messenger RNA from Puma concolor (puma), 1922 nucleotides. The record is from RefSeq and is a predicted model, not a curated record. NCBI's taxonomy places the organism in Eukaryota, Metazoa, Chordata, Mammalia, Carnivora, Felidae.
ACUUUGGGCUCCUUGAGUAUUUUCCAUUUUGUACUUUGGAAUAGCCCCUCACCGUAUCCAGCAUGAAGUAACCUUCUUAAUGAUUAUCCUCAGCAGGACAGGUGUGAGAGGUUUGCUGUCGUGUUACAAUCAUGGUGCAGAAAUACCAGUCACCAGUGAGGGUGUAUAAACACCCCUUUGAGUUAAUUAUGGCUGCCUACGAAAGGAGGUUCCCUACGUGUCCUUUGAUCCCGAUGUUUGUGGACAGUGACACCGUGAACGAGUUCAAGAGCGAAGACGGGGCCGUUCACAUUAUAGAACGGCGCUGCAAGCUGGACAUAGACGCACCAAGGCUGCUGAAAAAGAUUGCAGGAGUCGAUUAUGUUUAUUUUGUCCAAAAAAACUCACUGAAUUCUCGGGAACGUACUUUGCACAUCGAGGCCCAUAACGAAACGUUCUCCAACCGGGUCAUCAUCCACGAACAUUGCUGCUACACUGUUCACCCUGAAAAUGAAGAUUGGACCUGUUUUGAACAGUCUGCAAGUUUAGAUAUUAAAUCUUUCUUUGGUUUCGAAAGUACAGUGGAAAAAAUUGCAAUGAAACAGUACACCAGCAACAUAAAAAAAGGGAAAGAAAUCAUUGAAUACUAUCUUCGUCAGCUGGAAGAAGAAGGCAUCACGUUCGUGCCCCGUUGGACUCCGCCUCCCAUAGCUUCCUCUUCAGAGACGACCUCGUCCUGCAAGAAACAGGCGGCGUCCUCGGCUGCUGUCGUCUCGGAUGCUGCCCAGGCGGAGGGGCUGGGCGGCGAGGCCCUCAGCAGCCCCAGCGGGCCGCCCGAGCCGGCGGCGGGGACCCCUGAAGGUAGGAAAGAUGCGAUUCCAAAGGACGAGCACAUUCUUCGGUUCCUACGUGCCCGGGACUUCAACAUUGACAAAGCCAGGGAGAUCAUGUGUCAGUCUUUGACUUGGCGGAAGCAGCACCAGGUGGACUACAUCCUCGAUACCUGGAGCCCCCCCCAGGUCCUCCAGGACUACUACGCCGGAGGCUGGCACCAUCACGACAAAGACGGCCGGCCGCUCUACGUGCUCAGGCUGGGGCAGAUGGACACCAAGGGUUUGGUGCGAGCGCUCGGCGAGGAGGCUUUGCUGCGAUACGUAAGUGCUUCCCGGGGAGGCCGCCGCCCCCUUCCGACCCUCACAACUGUCCCCUUAGAGCGAGCGUGGAGUGCGUUUGCAAUCAGGAAAGGAACUCUCUCAGUUAGUCCAUUCAUCGAUGACAACACCAGAAGGAAAUUCCUGAUUUACGCAGGAAAUGACUACCAGGGUCCUGGCGGCCUGCUGGAUUACAUCGAUAAAGAGAUUAUUCCAGAUUUCCUGAGCGGGGAGUGCAUGUGUGAAGUGCCCGAGGGCGGACUGGUUCCCAAAUCUCUGUACAGGACCGCGGAGGAGCUGGAGAACGAAGACCUCAAGCUGUGCACCGAGACCAUCUACCAGUCUGCCAGCGUCUUCAAGGGAGCCCCGCACGAGAUCCUCAUUCAGAUUGUGGAUGCCUCUUCGGUGAUCACUUGGGAUUUUGACGUGUGCAAAGGGGACAUCGUCUUCAACAUCUACCACUCCAAGAGGUCUCCCCAGCCUCCCAAAAAGGACUCCCUGGGGGCGCACAGCAUCACUUCCCCGGGAGGGAACAACGUGCAGCUGAUAGACCGGGUCUGGCAGCCGGGCCGUGACUACAGCAUGGUCGAGUCGCCUCUGAUCUGCAAAGAAGGGGAGAGCGUGCAGGUAGGCCCGUCCGGCAUUCCCUGCGGCUUGCGUAUUUCGUCUCGCAAAGGAGGGCUCUCGGGCUUCACCGAUGCCCCGCGUGGCUGGCGCGGUGUGUCCGCGGGCGAGUCCGUAGCUGUGUCCGGCUUCCGUUCCGGUCAGGGCGACUCUCAGGAAGCCAAGUGA